AUGGAUCCCUUGGAUGAGACAAGUAGCUUACUACCUAUUAGAAGUUCAAUCGAAGAUGGAGAAGAGGACAAUGGUUUGGAAGAACAGUAUCACGAAUACAAUUUGAGCCUCCCAAAGUUCCCCAUAUUGCUCUCUUUAUGGUUGGGGAGUUUCCUAAGUUCUCUUGAUAGUACAAUUGUGGCCAAUAUAAUGAAUAAAGUGGCAGAGGAAUUUGAAGAAUCCGAUAAGAAACAGUGGAUAGCUACUAGUUUCCUGUUGACAAAUACAGCUUUUCAACCGUUAUAUGGUAAAUUAUCCGAUAUUACGGGAAGGAAAUUCGCUGUGUUAACUUCUCAUUUCUUUUUUGGGUUAGGUUGUUUCUUAACAUGUUUUGCCCAAAAUAUCACUCAAUUUUCAAUUGCUAGAGCUAUCUGUGGGAUUGGUGCUGGUGGUGUUAAUGCUAUGAGCAGUAUCACCGUUAGUGAUAUAUGCUCCACAAGAGAGCGUGGUAUAUACCAAGGAUAUGCAAAUAUUGUUUUUGGUUUGGGGCAGUUAUUAGGCGCUCCACUCGGUGGGUUAUUUAUUGACUCAGUUGGUUGGAGAGUCAUAUUUGGGGUUCAAGUGCCAAUGCUGUUACUAUGUUCAACUUUAGCAACUAGAAAUAUAAACGUCAAGUUGGCACAUAUCCCUCCAAGAAAAGAGCGAUUCACAUGGAAAAACUUGUCCAGAAUUGAUAUAUUUGGGUCCUUAGCACUAGUUGGAACCAUAAGUAGUUUAUUGUUUUUAACAUCGACAACUCUGAACAAAAUCGUCUUAACUCUAUCUAUGAUAGCUUCUUUCAUAUUAUUCAUCUGGAUUGAAUUAUAUUAUGCCAAGGAAAGGAUCCUUCCAUUUGACCUGUUGAAGGGAUCGUUUGGGCUUUGUUCUCUCGUUACAGUUGCUUCAUCAUUCGUGGUUUUUGGAGACAUUUUCAGAUCCCCCAUUUACUUACAAUUAGUUCAAGAUAUCAGUGUAACAAAGACAGGUCUUUUCCUAGUGUUCCCAUCGAUUGCGGUUGCUGGUGGCUCUUUGGUUACUGGAUGGAUUCUCAGACAUACAAAGAAAAAUCUUUCACAUUGUGCCUAUGGUAUCAUAUUAGGCGGUGUCUGUAUUCAGUUAUGUGGGCUUGUCAUUGCAUACUAUUUGAUUAAGAAUCUAAAACCAGCGAUGGUCCAUAUUGAUGAUUCAGCAAUGGCAUUCUUUACCUUUACCCCUAACUCAAUAAUGUGGAAGAUUAUAUAUGCAUUGGCAUUAAUAUUAGUGUCUUACGGAUAUGCAAGUUUGCUAGUAGCGACAUUAGUAAGUAUUGUGUUUACAAUUGAAAAAUCACAACAGGGAACCAUGACCGGUAUUUUCUAUUUAUGGAGGUCAAUUGGGAACGUGUUAGGUGCCUCAUUGACAUUAGUCAUUUAUGAAAAUAGUUUGGCUAAGAAGUUAUGGAACUACAUGUUUGAAACUAAUAAUAAAAAAGAUUCCUAUAUUUUUUCGAAGGAGGAAUAUUAUACCUUAGUACGUGAUUCGAGUUAUUUACGUGCUGCCAAUUUCCCCGCAUUGACAUUGAGAUCAUUGUUAAAUGUUUACCGUGACUCGUUUUUAAUAUCUUACUGGCCAAAUAUUGCGCUUGCCUUUUUAGGGUUGAUAGUUUCUUGGGUAUUAGUAAGAAAGUAUCCUAGAACGACCAAAAUUUGA
Molecule: messenger RNA, 1707 nt
Organism: Naumovozyma castellii
Lineage: Eukaryota; Fungi; Ascomycota; Saccharomycetes; Saccharomycetales; Saccharomycetaceae
Gene: VBA1
Product: Vba1p
Exons: 1
Coding region: 1-1707 (568 amino acids)
Source: RefSeq, a predicted model, not a curated record